AUGGACGAGUCCAUGCGCUCCUUCGCCGAGAAGAUCUUUGCCUCCGAGGUGAAAGAUGAGGAGGUCAAGGGAGAAAUCUUCGAUGUGGAGGAGAUCUCCCCCAUCUCCCGGCAGGAAAUGAAGGUGCACAUGAUGCUGCAGGAGAGAAGUGGCACCACGGAGAAGCGGAAGAAGCACCAUCUCCGCUUGAAGACAGUUGCGUUGGCACUGCCCUUGGUUCAGAAGUCUGUCAGCAGCCUGUCUGCCAUGGAUGAGGUCAUCUCCACCUCCCCCCUGUACCAGACUGUGCCUACCUUCCAGAGGGUCCAGAUCAGUGGGGAUUAUGCCUCUGGGGUGACAGUGGAAGAUUUUGAGGUUGUCUGCAGAGGUUUGUACCGUGCCCUGUGCAUCCGGGAGAAGAACAUGCAGCGCUCUCUGCAGAGGUUCCCCAAGACCCCAGCCCAGUACCUGCGUGCCAUCGAGGGCGAGGCCUGGAGGCCGAGUGACACUGGCCCAGUGUUCAACCCGCCAGUGAAGGAUGGACAGGAUCCCUUUGAAACUGGGAGUCUCCCCGAGGACCUGGGAUACCACAUCCAGAUGAAGGAAGGGGUAGUUUAUGUCUAUGCUGACAAGGCAGCAGCUGAGAGAAAUGAGCCAAAGGACCUGCCCUACCCCAGCCUUGAGGACUUUGUGGAUGACAUGAACUUCCUCUUGGUCCUGAUUGCAAAGGGGCCUGUUAAGACCUACACUCACCGGCGCCUCAGGUUCCUCUUGUCCAAGUUUCAAGUGCAUGAAAUGCUCAAUGAGAUGGAGGAGAUGAAGGAGCUGAAGAACAACCCGCACCGGGACUUCUACAACUGCCGGAAGGUGGACACGCACAUCCAUGCUGCAGCCUGCAUGAACCAGAAGCAUCUGCUGCGUUUCAUCAAGAAAUCCUACCACGUGGACGCCGACCGCGUGGUCUACAACGCCAAGGGCAAACAGCUCACCCUGAAACAGCUCUUCCAGCAGCUCAAUCUGCACCCCUACGACCUGACAGUGGAUUCCCUGGAUGUCCAUGCUGGCCGACAGACAUUCCAGCGCUUUGACAAGUUCAACGACAAGUACAACCCCGUGGGGGCCAGCGAGCUGAGGGAUCUCUACCUGAAGACAGAGAACGCCAUCAACGGCGAGUACUUUGCCACCAUCAUCAAGGAGGUUGGCUCCGACCUGGAGGAUGCCAAGUACCAGCACACGGAGCCUCGGCUCUCGAUCUACGGGCGGUCAAAGGAGGAGUGGGCCAAGCUGGCCAGGUGGUUCAACACCCACCGGGUCUAUUCCCCCAACAUGAAGUGGAUGAUCCAAGUACCCAGGAUUUAUGAUGUGUUCAGGUCUAAGAAUUUCCUGCCCAGCUUUGGGAAAAUGCUGGAAAAUAUCUUUGUUCCUGUGUUUGAGGCAACUGUCAAUCCUCAAACCCACAAAGAGCUGAGUGUCUUUCUACGCCACAUCACUGGCUUCGACAGUGUGGAUGAUGAAUCCAAGCACAGUGGACACAUGUUCAGCACCAAAAGCCCAAAGCCAGAGCAGUGGACUUCUGAGAAGAACCCAUCCUACACCUACUACAUCUACUACAUGUACAGCAACAUCCUGGUGCUGAACAACCUGCGCAGGCAGCGUGGGAUGAACACAUUCCUGUUCCGCCCGCACUGCGGCGAGGCCGGGGCCAUCACACACCUGCUUGCAGCCUUCAUGACAGCAGAUAACAUCUCCCACGGCCUCAACCUCAAGAAGAGCCCAGUGCUGCAGUAUCUGUACUUCCUCGCCCAAAUCCCCAUCGCCAUGUCCCCACUCAGCAACAACAGCCUCUUCCUGGAGUAUGCCAAGAAUCCAUUACUUGACUUCCACCAGAAAGGGCUCAUGGUGUCCCUGUCUACAGAUGACCCCAUGCAGUUCCACUUCACCAAGGAGCCCCUCAUGGAGGAAUACGCCAUCGCCGCCCAGGUCUUCAAGCUCAGCACCUGUGACAUGUGUGAGAUCGCCAGGAACAGCGUCCUGCAGUGUGGCCUGUCCCACGAGGAGAAAGUCAAAUUCCUGGGCGAAAACUACCGGGAAGAGGGGCCCGAAGGCAACGACAUCCGGAAGACGAACGUGGCCCAGAUCCGCGUGGCCUAUCGCUACGAGACCUGGUGCUACGAGCUCAACCUCAUCGCCGAGGGGAUGAAGAACGCUGAGGUUGAGGGGCAAGAGGAGGAUCCAGCUCCUGUCCCACCACCCAAACCCUGUAGGACUUUCCGCUACCUGGCAGAAAAGGGUGCUGGUGGUUGUAGAGAUUCCAGUGCUACCAGGGAAGUUCCCCUGCAAAAGCAGUGUGGAAGGGACCUGGUGUCAUCCUCCAACAAUCCUGAGAAGAGAAUGGACAGCAGGAGGAUCAGAGGGAGAGCCCAGAGGAAAUCCUUUGAGUUUGAGGACAUCCAGGGCUUCCGCAGCCGGAGGGCAGCCACCAGCUCCCACAGACCUCGGGAGGAGACAAAUGGCACCACAGGAUCCAGGCUGGUCUACGCACAGUCAGAAGACAACAUCUACGAGGACAUCAUCUGUCCUGCAAAAGAGAACCCUUAUGAAGAUAUUGGAGCACUGCCCUUACCCCUCUGGAAGGUCCCAUCUGUCUGGAAGCUGCCCCCUCCCCGGAGCAUCAGCAGGGCUCCCAAGCCUCCCCCAAAACCUGCCUUCCUCAGCCGCAAGUCUCUUGAGCUGAAGCCCUCCCAGCCAAGUUUCCAAGGGAGGGUGGUGAAGGACACCUCUCUGCCCGUCACCCUGUCCGAGUGGAAGCUGUUCCGAGCAGUGGAGGCUGCCAGCAGGAGAAAGAACUUGCCCUGGCUGGUACUGAAAAUCCAGGAGAUCUUUGAUUCCAAGCGUGGAAAGAAGAAGGUGAAGCUGCUCAGUCCUGCUGGGAGAGAAGCACCUCCAGUGAAAGGUGAAACCAGUGGGAAUGAAAGCGAUACGGAAAAUCAGCCAAAAAGUCACCACAGGUGCCCACGGCAGGUCCAGGCAGCCUCCAAGAGGAACCCGCACUACCAGACCUUGGAGAGGGAUCUCAUAGAGCUGCAGGAGCAGCGGCUGUUUGAGCUCUUUGUGGUGGUGUCCCUGCUCAGGAAGCCAUCUGAGGUGACCUACACACCACAGAUCAUCCAGCAGUUCCCCAGCAAGCCUGAACAUCCCUUCAGACAGUCAAAGGAUACUGAAGAGAGGCUAAAGGUCAUUCCCAGAUUCUGCUUUCCAGAUCCCAAAGACUGGUUUCCUGCAUCAGACCUUAAAAGUGAAACGUUCUCCUUCGUGCUGACGGGUGAGGACGGCAGCCGCUGGUUUGGGUACUGCAAGAAGCUCCUGCCAGAAGGGAAGGGGAAGCGCCUGCCCGAGGUUUAUUGCAUCGUGAGCCGCCUGGGCUGCUUCAACCUCUUCUCCAAGAUUUUGGAUGAGGUGGAGAAGAGGAGAGAGAUGUCCCCGGCCCUCGUGCACCCGUUCAUGCGCAGCGUGAUGGAGGCUCCGUUCCCUGCCCCGGGACGCACCAUCACCGUCAGGAGUUUCCUGCCCGGAGCAGGGGAUGAGGUGAUGGAGCUCUGCCGCCCCUUGGACUCUCGGCUCGAACACGUUGACUUCGAGUGCCUCUUCCAGUGUCUCAGUGUCCCCCACACCAUUCGGGUCUUUGCCUCUCUCCUGCUGGAAAGGAGGGUCAUCUUUGUGGCUGACAACUUAAGCACUCUGUCUAAGUGUGGCCACGCUGCUGUUGCAACACUUUACCCCUUCACCUGGCAGCACACCUACAUCCCAGUCCUGCCAGCCUCUAUGAUCGAUAUCGUGUGCUCUCCGACCCCGUUCCUUAUUGGCAUUCUCUCCUGCUCCUUACCACAGCUCCAGGACCUGCCCAUAGAAGAGGUUCUCAUUGUUGAUCUUUGUGCCGACAAGUUCUUGCAAGAGGUAUCAGAUGAAGACGAGAUCCUGCCUCAUAAACUCCAGGCUGCACUUGUACAAGUCUUGGAAGAACGAAGUGAAAUCCUGUCACAUGGGCAGGGUGACACACAAGGGGACAUGACUCUGAACUCGCUGGUCUCUGAGGCUUUUGUGCAGUUCUUUGUGGAGAUUGUCGGGCACUACUCCCUGCACAUGAACGUCACGGAGAAGGGGGAGCGGGUGUUCCAGCGGGAGCCCUUCCGCAAAUCCCACGUGUCCCGCAACGUGCGCCACUUCCUGCAGUUCUUCAUGGAAACACAGAUGUUUGCAGGGUUCAUCCAGGACCGGGAGCUGAGCAAGAGCGUGGUCAAAGGCCUUUUUGAGGUCCGUGCCUUGGAGUAUUUGGAGACUAUUCCAGAGACGGAACGAACUGGAAUGAACAAAAUCCUUCGCAGCCUUGGCAACAAAAUGAAAUUUCUCCAGAAGAAGUGACCGGGCGCUGCUGCGGGACAGCGGCGGGACCGGGGCGGGGGAGCCGCCGGGCCCUGCCCGGGGCCGGGCUCCCUGUGCGGGGCGGGGGCUCCGUGUGUGUGUGUUUGUGCUGGGUUAACAGGCAUCUCAUGGAUCGAGAUCCAGCAGACGGAUCGAGAUCCAGCUCGCGGAUCAAUAACCAGCUCGUGGAUCAAUAACCAGCUCACGGAUCCAAA
Molecule: messenger RNA, 4613 nt
Organism: Pipra filicauda (Wire-tailed manakin)
Lineage: Eukaryota; Metazoa; Chordata; Aves; Passeriformes; Pipridae
Product: AMP deaminase 1
Exons: 32
Coding region: 1-4398 (1465 amino acids)
Biological process (GO): IMP salvage; AMP metabolic process
Cellular component (GO): cytosol
Molecular function (GO): AMP deaminase activity
Source: RefSeq, a predicted model, not a curated record